UGUUAAAUGCUGACAGUCUCAGUUCGACAUGUCAUAAUGUGAUCUGUGCAUCUAUUCCCGUCCCGCUUCGCACUUCGCGGCUGUCCACGUGAUGGCAUCCGAUGGUGGAGUGGCUUCAUCAGAUGAACAAAACGCGGUGUACAUGAGGUUAGCCCUGAAGGAGGCGGAGAUGGCUCUGAGCAAAGGAGAAGUUCCGGUGGGCUGCGUCGUUGUUCAUAAGCCUACCGCGCGGAUUAUCAGCUGUGGCCACAACGAGACUAGCGAAGCCUUUAACGCUACCCGACAUGCUGAACUUGUGGCCAUCGACGGCAUUCUACGAGCACAGACCGAUCUCUGCCUUUUAAGUGAAUGUGACCUGUUUGUUACAUGUGAACCGUGCAUCAUGUGUGCGGCAGCACUGCGCGAUGUGAAGAUCAAGACAGUCGUGUUCGGUUGCAGCAAUGACCGAUUUGGAGGCUGUGGAUCUGUGCUCAGUGUUCAUGACGGCAGUCUGCCGAUGUCAGGUCACACGUACCCGUGCCAUUCAGGACUUCUGGCGGACGAAGCAAUUGCACUCUUCAAGCAAUUCUAUUCUAGGCAGAACGUUAAAGCACCAGAGCCCAAAAGAAGAAAGACCGGACAACACGAGCAACCACCUGCGGAGACGAGAUGACGCAGGUUUCAUCAGGAAAAGCCAGCUUGAGAUAACCUUGAAUGAAUAGAGUUGGGUUUUAAGGUAUCAGGCGCCGGCAGAGCUGAAAGCUGGCAUUCACUUGGGUGGGGUUGGAUUGAAUAAUAUUCAGAGGUCCACCCAACCUGUACUUUUUGCUGCGACCAGUUUUAUGUUUCUGAUUUUGACCAGCGCGCCACGAAACUUCCUGCAUAUAGCCUACUUCCCAACUUCAUACUUGGUCACUAUAGUACGAAUUAGGAACUGUAUUUUGUACGGUUUGGAAUUGACGAUUACGGAGAACGUUUAGGUCGGGUUUAGGUACCUCGUGGCGUUAAGCAGGUUUUGCCCAAUGCAAAUGCAGCACACGAGUUUUCGCCGAAAACGGGUCAGGGGAUGCUGUCCUUGCGAUAGGGGCAUGGUACAGGGCACGGGUACGCACCAGUCGAUCCUUCGUUUUCGGGCGAAGAGAUAAUAGAGUGUGUGCGCUACCAGUGAGCACGUUGUUCUAUCGUCGUAUCAGUGGUAUCUGUUGAAAGAGGCGCCGUGAAUUAUUCAGGCUGAAAAAGGCGUGGAUGCGGGGACUGAUUGGUGGGUCGCAGACCCGAACGAAAGAACAACAGUUGCUGGUCCACGUACGUCAAGAAAUAUUCCCUCCUCAUUACAAAGCAGUAUAAGAGUCCCUCCGUUGAUAUAAUAUCGGUGGGUCGGUAUUUUUCUCGCUUUCCGGCGUUAGCCGGGGUGGGUGGGUGUGAAAGAAAUAGGGCUGGCUCGUUGGACUCGCCUCCUCCGCUCUCUGUUGUCAAGCAAGGCGGUCAGGUCAAGGAUGACCACAAACUUACAGCAAACGUGAACAACAUGAUAAGACGAACUAACUGCGCUAAUUUUUUCAUUACGAAAUGAAAGUAGUACAUCUUUUCGCCGAGAGGGAAGCAAACGGCAAACCGCUGAUGUUCUGUUGCUUGCUGCUGCUGAUGACGAUGCUACGAAAGAUCGCAGUUUGUAUUGCUGCCGCCGUGCUGCUGUUGUUGUCGCGGGCCGCUCGGUAUUGCCUUCAUUUUCGGUGUUUGGUCGUAAGAUAAUAAGACGCACGGCGCAG
Molecule: messenger RNA, 1748 nt
Organism: Ectocarpus sp. CCAP 1310/34
Lineage: Eukaryota; Phaeophyceae; Ectocarpales; Ectocarpaceae
Source: the annotation of a GenBank genome assembly